GUGCAGCCCUACUCAUAAUGUUUGUUUGUUUCUGUCGUGAAGGCUGGUUUAGAGAAAUCUCAUCAUGGGAAACACCAGCGAUCGAGUGUCUGGAGAUAGACAUGGAGCGAAGACGCAGCGGUCAGACAGCGGAGCACACCGAGACCUGGAGCCCAGCAAACUGAUGGACAGCACCGACGACCCCAAUAUAUUCAACACACACGGCCCAGAGUCUAAAGCCGUGGGUGAGAAGGACUUGGCUCCGGAUCUAGAGGACAUGAAGACGGGUCGGCAGGCUCGACCCACAGUGAUCCGCUGGGCCGGAGGAGGCAAGGAGGUCUGCAUCACCGGCUCCUUCAACAACUGGAGCAGCAAGAUCCCCAUGAAUAAAAGCCAUAAUGAUUUUGUAGCAAUCUUGGACCUGCCUGAAGGUGAACAUCAGUACAAAUUCUUUGUUGAUGGCCAGUGGCUUCAUGACCCCUCUGAGCCGGUUGUCACCAGUCAGAUGGGCACCAUUAACAAUCUGAUCCAUGUGAAGAAAUCAGAUUUUGAGGUGUUUGAUGCACUGCAGGUGGACUCUCUCGAGUGCUCUGAUACGUCCGAUCUGUCCAGCUCUCCGCCUGGGCCGUACAGACAGGAGCUGUACGUGUUCAAGCCUGAGGAACGCUUCAAAGCACCCCCCAUCCUGCCGCCUCACCUCCUACAAGUCAUUCUCAACAAAGACACCAACAUAUCAUGUGAUCCUGCCCUGCUGCCAGAACCCAACCAUGUGAUGCUCAAUCAUCUGUACGCGCUCUCCAUCAAGGAUGGUGUGAUGGUUCUCAGCGCAACUCAUCGUUAUAAGAAGAAAUAUGUGACGUCUCUUCUGUACAAACCUAUUUAAUAAGCUGUGGAUGAUGCAUGGUCUGCUGUCCUCAUCCUCUAUAGUCCAGAUUGCACUAUAAACCCGCGAUACAUGCAGUAGAUCUGUCAGCUUGAGACUUCAACGGUAGUGUGAGUGUGUGUGUCUGUGUGUGAGUGUGUGAGUGAGUGUGUGUCUGUGUGAGUGUGUGUGU
Sinocyclocheilus rhinocerous is the source of this 1034-nucleotide messenger RNA. RefSeq names its product 5'-AMP-activated protein kinase subunit beta-2-like. Gene Ontology annotation, molecular function: protein kinase binding. Lineage: Eukaryota; Metazoa; Chordata; Actinopteri; Cypriniformes; Cyprinidae. The record is from RefSeq and is a predicted model, not a curated record. The transcript is spliced from 7 exons. Gene Ontology annotation, biological process: signal transduction. Bases 65 to 862 code for a protein of 265 amino acids. Gene Ontology annotation, cellular component: nucleotide-activated protein kinase complex; nucleus; cytoplasm.